Messenger RNA from Patella vulgata (common limpet), 4473 nucleotides. RefSeq names its product F-box only protein 42. Gene Ontology annotation, molecular function: protein binding. The coding region runs from base 68 to 1690 and encodes 540 amino acids. The transcript has 8 exons. NCBI's taxonomy places the organism in Eukaryota, Metazoa, Mollusca, Gastropoda, Patellidae. The record is from RefSeq and is a predicted model, not a curated record.
AUUUCGGUGUUGAAUAAUUCGUCCAUUCUACAGAAUUUUUUUUCAACUUAAUGGCAUGAAUUAGAACAUGGAGAUGAGUCAACCCCAACCGGUUUUUAUUUAUGAUUUACCAGAAGAACUGUUAGAAUUAAUUUUGAGUAAAAUUUCUCCUUACAAUGACAUCAAAAAUGCCAGCCAAGUCUGCAAACAGUGGAAUCGUCUGGUAAAAGGGGUUGUUGUAAAAAUCAAACGAAGAUUUAAUCAAGCGAUUGAUGGAUGUGAUAUAAACUGGACGAGUAUACAAGCGGAAUCUGGCCAGACGAUAACCAAACGAUAUUCUCACUGUGCCUGUUAUUACGAUAAAUCACUGUAUGUCUGCUGUGGAUGUACGGUGACUAAUACAACAUUUAACGAUAUCUGGAGGUUUGAUUUAACUACCAGACAAUGGGUUCGACCAUUAGCUGUGGGUGCUUAUCCUUCUCCUAAAGGAUGUGCUUCAAUGGUGGUAUAUAAAAGUUAUUUAAUAUUAUAUGGAGGUUGGAGUCAUCCUACACCUUAUCCUCUUCAUCAGACAUCCAAGUUUUUUAACGAGUUAGAUAUGUUUAAUCCCGAGACUAAUCGUUGGUCCCAUAUCAUCCUUGCAUCUACGUACACCCCACCUCCUACAGCUGGACAUUCAGCUUCUAUAGUUGGUGAUUCUAUGGUUAUAUUUGGUGGAUCACAAGCUCCAGGGCAAGGAAGUAACGAAGUUUAUGUUUUUGAUUUUCUUGAAUCUUAUUGGAGAAAAGAGAUUACAGUUGGAGCAAAACCUAAUCCACGAUAUGGACAAUCUCAGGUUACUCUAGAUGACGGCCAUAUUUUAAUCAUGGGUGGAUGUGGUGGUGCUAACCAGAUUUUUUCCGAUGUGUGGUUGUUGAAUUUAUCAGACGAUGGAUGGAUGUGGAAAGAAAUAAAAGUAGAGAGUUCAGAAUUUGCAGCUCCUCAACUGUGGUGUCAUCCCGCUUGUAAGGUUGGCGAUUCGAUGAUAGUUUUAAGUAAAUCAGCAAAACCUUUGACACCUCCAGCAUCUAAACCUGUUGUUCGACCAUUUAUACCACCACCACGUCCUGCAAAUUAUAACCCCUUAUUACACGAACCAGGACCUAGUAGACGUAAUCAACCAGACAGUGAUGAUAGCUCAGGUGAUGAUAGCUCCUCAGAUGAAAGAAAGGAUAAUCCAACCUACCCUUCGUCAUUAAAUAACGAUAGCUUUGUACAUCCUUCCUCAUCGAAAACAGCAAGUAUUCGACCCGGACACCCAUCAGUUCGGCCAAACGCCAUGACAAAUCGUCAAAAACAGUUAGACACAUUACGUAAAUAUGAAGAACGAUUUCGGCAACAUCAAGCUACAACAUCUCCAGCUCCUAGCCCAACAGAUAAACCUGAGAGCCCUUCUAAAGACCGAAUAUCACCGAUGUAUAUGCAUGUUUUAGAUAUAAGUCAUGUGAUUGAGACUGGUAGCGCCUCCUGGAAACCGUAUAAGGAAAUAGUGACGCCCGAUACACCAGACGAGACAGUGUUUUUUAGUUUAGUUCACGGUCGUGGAGAAUUAAUUAUGUUCGGUGGUAUUGAGAAAGACAUAAAUUCCAUGCAGCGCGGAAUGGAGAUUAAAUCAUUGUCUGUUAGUAACAGCGUUUCUAUAGUUACUUCAAAACAUAUCCGUUUUGGUUGAUGGACAUUCUGCUAUAGUUGUAUCGAUGGACAUUGCUAACCUCCAGAUUCAAGCUUUUAUAUUUAGUAUAAAUCUGCAGCACACCUGUAAUUCAGGUAUCUUCAUUGAUCAAAUUGGUUGAUGAUCUUAGUAUCGUACAUUACAUCAUUCCUAUAAAUAAAGCUGUAUGUGAAGAUUUAUUUACAUACAAUACACCAGAUGAAUCAAUAAUAACUUCUUUACCUUCAGGGCAUGAAGUAGGCAAAAAUACUACUGUUCAGUCAAAAUUCUCCUACCUCGCAUUUGCACAUGUCGCCAUAAAAAUAAAUAUACUGUAAUAUUACAUUCUUGUCUCAAGGUGAUCACUGCAUUGAGUUGAUGAGACAUUAAAACACUUUCCGUUUUAAGGACGUCCAGUUGAAUUUUUUCUUGCAUUACAGUCAGAUCUAUCAACAUUCACAAUUAUCAAAAUACAAACUACGGUUUCAAUAUGUAUGUUGGUGAGGAUAUUGUACUAUGAUUUAAAAUACAAACUAGUUGAAGGUUUGGUGUUGGAGUAAGAUUCUGAUUAAUAAACUAAUUAGUUUAGAUUAAUAUUGAUGUAAUGGUCGUUGUUAGAAUGGUGGGGAUGUGACUCUGUGGUUAGGUCAGGCAUGAUUAAUUACAGUAUUAGAGAUAAAUAUGUGCUACCUUUGCUGAGAUUUAUUCACUUUAAAUUUAGAAGAGGAUCAAAUGUGUUAGUGAUUGUCAUCUUUCAUUAAAUACGUGUAGGUCAGUGCUUUUAUUUUGUAUUAUCGGAUGCGACUAAGGUUAUUUAAGAUUAUUGGAAACGUCUAAGGUUACAAUAUUUUAUAUUAUCGGAUGAGUCUAAAGAUGAGUCCAAUGUUAUUUUUGAUUAUCUGAUGUUUCUAAAGUUAUUUUCGAUUAUCUGAUGAAUCUAAAGUGGUUUAUAUUAUCGGAUGAUUCAAAAGAUGAGUCCAAUGUUAUUUUCGAUUAUCUGAUGUUUCUAAAGUUAUUUUAGAUUAUCUGAUGAAUCUAAAGUGGUUUUGGAUUAUCGAAUCAGUGAUUUUAACUCCAAUUUUUUGAAUAUUAUUCAAAUUAAUUGCAUUUAUUUUCUUGUUGAAAAGCCUCAUGACAUUUUACAGAAAGUUUUCUAUAGAGUACCUCUUUUAAUGGAUUGUUUCUGUAGCUUAAAUUCCAAGUCCUCAGACAGUUUUUGUAUGGUCUGUUAUUAACCUCAUAUAAUACUGCCAUAUAUAGCUAUUUGUCAAGUGCCAUCUAGUAUCAUAUGACACUGCCAUAUUUAGCUAUUUGUCAAGUGCCAUCUUGUAAUGCAUAAUAUUAUCUCAUAUAUUUUAUGGUAUUUAAUGUAGUAAUUCUUGGAUUUUAGUAUUUAUAUAUGUGUAAAAGAUUUGGAUUGUACAGAGUUUAGCUUAUAUUUAUCUUAUAAAAUGCUCACUCUUUACUUUAAUUAAAUAUAUUAGAUGGUUAAAUAUCUAUGUAAUAUUGUAGAAUAAGAAAUUAGCUGAUUUAAACAAUAUGUAAUAAUAUAAGAUUUAUGCCAAGUACAUACAGAGCUUAGAGCAUUUCCCUAUUGUGAUGUAGACUAAGAAAUUAGCUGAUUUAAACAAUAUGUGAUCAUAUAUAAGAUAGCGUUUAGAGUAUUUCCCUAUUGUGAUGUGGAUUUUUAUGCAUUAUACAUUAUCAAUAUAUCCGCUCAAACUUUUAUUCAAGUUGACUUUCUAUUUAUAAAAUACCAGAUGGAUCUUCUCAACAGCUUUUAGUUUCAAGGUUUGUAGUUUUGAAAUUUUUUUGACUUGUGUGGCUAUUUUAUUUAUCAACACUAUGAACAACUGUACAUUAAAUUGGUCUGGCCACAAGUUUAUAAAACAUUCCCAUCAGACUUAAGUUAAGAAUUUACUCAAAAUUGUUUGCCUUAUUUUAACUAAAAUAUAGCCCUUUAUAAAACUUUUGUUGUUUUAAUGUAUCAAAUACAUCAAUAAGAAACUAUGUGCAAAGUUUUGUGUUUCUGGAUCAAAGAUAUUUCUCAUAAACAGUGAUUGAAAGUUGAGUAAAUUCUUAACUUAAGUCUGAGAACUGUUUUAUGUGAAAUAGCUGUAUUUAUUAAUUAAUAACGUCCGUUUUCAGCUGGGUGAUAUCACGGACGAAGGCCUGUUGUAUUUCAGUUAAAAUAUCAGCUAUCUUUAUAUCAAUUAAAAUAGACUGGACAAAAUUGUUCCUGCAUUUAUUUUUAAAGCUCUAUUUUGACGUCAAUAUUAUAUAAUACGCCACUCAUUUCUCAUGUGUAUAUAUAAAAGUUAGAUUCGCGCCGUUAUGUGGGAUCUAGAAGAGAGGUAGGUUCAUGUCUCACCUAUUAGAGCAGGCUUUCCAGUCUGCCAUCAAAACAGCUACGGAAAGAGUCUGAUUGUAUUUCAGACACUAGGUGAUGGAUUCAGAGAGGCCCCAGGGAUUGUAUUGAAGAUUCUUCAGUACUGGAGUUAGGCUUUAGCUAAUAAAAGCUAGGGUCCCACAAUUCUCAACGGCCUCACUCAAUUCUCCAGGGCCUCACACAAUUUGAUGCUAUAGGUUCUGGUUUGGUAGGUUCUGAUUUGGUAUGCACCUUUUUGAGACCUUCUGGUUUAACAUGUUAACAAUAGGUCGCUGGGCAUUAUGUGAUUAUGUAGCUAUAGUAACUGAGUCUAUAUUAAGAUAUAUAUACUACUAGUUGAUGUUAUAUAAAUAUAUAUAUUGUCUGGAUAUGUUUAUUAUAUAAGAAAACAAAUAAAUAGUUUAUAUCAAGUUUA